AUGACUUUCCACCCAGAUGAUACAGAUUCAAGUUUAUCUGACCUUCCAGAUACUAUCAAUGAAGAGUCAAGCAAAGAUGAGGAUGGUAUUGUUGCACAGCCGCAGGUGGCAAAGAAGAAGCCAAAUGAUUGUAUUGUGGUUUACGAACACCCUGUGGAAAAUGGAGUGACUCCGGCAGCACCUGUUAUGACCAAGGAACAGAUGCGCGCACUAACCAAAAAACGUCAAAACAAGAAGAAUAACGACAAGAAACGGAAGGCAAAGAUUCCAAAAGCUAUGCACGACUGGAUUACAGACUUGCCAUUUUGUUCUGGAGGCCAUCUUGUUUGGGAUGUCAAAGUCAAUCCUGGGCAGGAUCUGUUCUCAAAUAUUACUGCUGAUUUGAAGCAGAUCAAGGAUGCUAGGAAGCUGUAUGUGAAGGAGUGCAAAAAAUUGAAGCUUGAUCCUGUUCCGAAGAAAGUUACAAUCAACCGUCGUCAACCUACUACCAACGAGAUUGAAGCAGCCAGAUCAAUUGUUAACAAUCCAAAAAAGUUCCGUCUUUUCGAUCGGGGCCAUGUGACCAUUUUUGAUAAGAAGAAGAAGAAAGGCAAGAAGCAAAUAAUUCUAGAUGCAACUUUUGUAGACAUCAAAGAGAUGAAGGAAUCCAAUCCAGAAAAAUUUGGGAAGAUUAAUUUCUUUCUGUCUUUUCUUCAUAUCUCAAAGAAAUUUGUCAGGCGGGUUGGAUCGAAAGGACGCUUGUGUGCUGGGGACAUGUGGGCUAUAGGGUGGAGGAAGGGGUAUUUAGAAAUCGAAAUUGUUGGUCAGUAUCUCAACAUGGACUUCAUUAGCCAGAAUCUAGACGAAUUCCUUGAACACAUUGGACAAGCCCAAAAAGUAUCCAAUAUUCUGUGGGAUCUCUUCCAUCCAAUAGCAAAUGUUGCAAUUGAAAACAACCGCGAAUCUGAUGGGUACAAUGUUGAAGGGGGAGAAUUUGUAUUUCCUGAAUGUGGUUUUGGUCUCAAGUUCAAUCCUGAUACAAUGGUCCUAGCCACCUUCUCCCAAGUCCAUUAUCUUCAUGGAACCCUCCAGCCAAGUGAACCGGAUGACUUUACAAAAACGGGAAUGUCUCUGCAAGUUUCCAAAAGGACCACCGACAUUUGUCAAAGAUACCUACUUCAAGAGAUUGUUGACAUGCACAAGAAACAUGUUGGAGACCUGAAUUAUAUUUUCAGUCACGCAAAGGCUAAGGUUGAUGAAAGAGUGAUGGCUAAACCAAAGAAGAAAUGA
This is a messenger RNA of Puccinia triticina, 1269 nucleotides long. RefSeq lists its product as uncharacterized. The transcript is spliced from 4 exons. Lineage: Eukaryota; Fungi; Basidiomycota; Pucciniomycetes; Pucciniales; Pucciniaceae. Bases 1 to 1269 code for a protein of 422 amino acids. The record is from RefSeq and is a predicted model, not a curated record.